Molecule: messenger RNA, 1202 nt
Organism: Cololabis saira (Pacific saury)
Lineage: Eukaryota; Metazoa; Chordata; Actinopteri; Beloniformes; Belonidae
Gene: tceanc2
Product: transcription elongation factor A (SII) N-terminal and central domain containing 2
Exons: 4
Coding region: 250-873 (207 amino acids)
Biological process (GO): DNA-templated transcription
Cellular component (GO): nucleus
Source: RefSeq, a predicted model, not a curated record
AUCUUCACUGCAUGUUUUGCUGCUACAUGAAGUACCUCUGAUAUUCUAGUCACUUUCGAUCCAUUUCCACAUUUUUUGGACAACUUAUCAAAGAGUUUAGGGUAGUAAUGAUUUAAUUCGCUUUAAUUCUAAAUGCCCUUCUAACAGCAGUCGGGGAAAGUUGUUGGGGGCACUAUUUUCGUCUUUUUAAUUAAACAAAAAAGCUAAUGCAUACAUAUUGACAACAGUAAAUAUCUUUUUUGUUUAAAGAUGGACAAGUUUGUGGUUCGCCUUCCCAAAGGCGAAUCGCCUAAACAGUCGAAGAGCAAGGGAAAGGUUUACAAACAAGCUACAAUUGAAUCCCUAAGGAGGGUGGUCGUGAUCGAGGACAUCAUGCGCUACAAGUCCAUGCUGGAGCUGCCAGACCAGAGCAAAGACAACCUGCUGAGUGCCCUGACAGAGCUGGGCAAGAAGAUCCCAUCCAGGGAGGUGCUCAAGUCCACAAAGAUAGGUCACAUCAUCAACAAAAUGCGAAAGCAUCUGGAUCCUGAGGUGAGCUCAAUGGCAGCGAAGGUUUACACCGACUGGAGGACGUUCAUUGAGGAGAAUUCAAAUAAGCCUUCUAUUGAAGUGCGCUCUGACAAACAAUCCGAAGGACUCAGGAGCAACGCAAGAAGAUUGCUGUCUGAAUCACUGGAGGUCAAGGAGGAUUCGGGGCUUAUAGACAACAUCGAGAGAGAAGUGUUUCACCAGAGCUCUCGGUUAGUCAGUAGUUCGUACAGAAGGACAGUCAGAGCGCUGGUAUUUGCCUUCAAACACAACUCUGACAUCAGAACUCAGGUGAAGGACAGCAAAAUGUCAGUCAGCCAGCUGGUUUCUAAAUAUAAAAAAUAACAUAGGAGAAAUUAAUCUGAGGCUGAAGAUGCAUUUUAAGUUUGUGAAUGUUUUUAAUGCACAUUUUUCUAUCAUUGUGUUUUUUUAAUAUACAUUUUUUUUAAAUUUUGGUGUGGAAGGUACAGAAACGUUUACAUUUUGUGGCACAUCAGUAGCCUUAAACAUUUUUUUCCCCAUUACAUGUAUUUAUGAUAGAUUCAUGAUGAUGAUGAUGAUGAUGAUGAUGAAAUGUUUUUUUUUUUCUUUACAUUAUUUGUCCGUAGGAGCUUAGUUUUUAUAUUGCUAUUGAACCAUUUUGUACAAAACAUGAUAUAAAUAUGACAAAUUCA